This is a messenger RNA of Pararge aegeria (speckled wood butterfly), 2188 nucleotides long. Its product is annotated as epidermal growth factor receptor-like. Gene Ontology annotation, cellular component: basal plasma membrane; signaling receptor complex. Lineage: Eukaryota; Metazoa; Arthropoda; Insecta; Lepidoptera; Nymphalidae. The transcript is spliced from 2 exons. Gene Ontology annotation, molecular function: ATP binding; transmembrane receptor protein tyrosine kinase activity. The record is from RefSeq and is a predicted model, not a curated record. Gene Ontology annotation, biological process: positive regulation of kinase activity; protein phosphorylation; positive regulation of cell population proliferation. The coding region runs from base 94 to 1905 and encodes 603 amino acids.
AUACUCGUGUUUGCAUUUAUACUUUUGGUUAUCCUGGCCAUCAUUGGAUACACAUGCAGACAAAAAGCCAAAGCGAAAAAGGAAGCGGUGAAAAUGACAAGGGUGCUAACUGGUUGUGAGGACAACGAACCACUCCGACCUACCAAUGUUAAACCAAAUCUGGCAAAAUUGAGGAUCAUAAAAGAAGCUGAGCUUCGAAGAGGGGGUAUGCUUGGUUUCGGUGCAUUCGGAAAAGUUUACAAAGGUGUCUGGGUUCCCGAAGGAGAAAAUGUCAAGAUUCCUGUUGCAAUUAAAGUUUUGAAAGAGGGAAGCGGUGCUAGCACUAGCAAAGAAUUUCUAGAGGAAGCAUAUAUAAUGGCCAGUGUUGAACAUCCGAAUUUACUGCAACUUCUUGCUGUCUGUCUCACUAACCAGAUGAUGCUGAUUACGCAACUCAUGCCUCUCGGAUGUCUGUUGGACUAUGUCAGGACUCAUAAGGAAAAGAUCGGGUCGAAGGCAUUUUUGAACUGGUGUACCCAAAUAGCGCGCGGAAUGGCCUAUUUGGAAGACAAAAGAUUGGUUCACAGAGACUUGGCAGCUCGGAAUGUUCUAGUGCAAACUCCUAACUGUGUGAAGAUAACCGAUUUCGGCUUAGCGAAGCUAUUGGACAUAAACGAGGAUGAAUACAAGGCAGCUGGAGGCAAAAUGCCCAUUAAGUGGCUAGCGUUGGAGUGCGUGCAGCACAGAAUAUUUACACACAAAAGUGAUGUCUGGGCUUUCGGCGUAACAAUUUGGGAGAUAUUGAGCUAUGGUGCGCGGCCGUAUGCUAACAUAUCUGCGAGAAAUGUACCUGAACUAAUUGAGAACGGAUUGAAACUGCCCCAGCCUACUAUUUGUACGUUGGACAUUUACUGCGUAAUGGUUUCAUGUUGGAUGCUCGACGCAGAUAGCCGACCGACAUUCAAGCAGCUCGCCGAAAGAUUUGCUGAAAUGGCUCGUGACCCUGGACGAUACCUGGUCAUCCCCGGUGACAAGUUUAUGCGACUCCCAUCCUAUUCAACUCAGGAUGAAAGGGAAAUGAUAAGGAGUUUGUCUUCAGCCAUGGAUGGCCCCGAGCCAAUAGUAGAAGCGGAUGAAUAUCUCCACCCAAAAGCCGAUAUCACGCCCGGCUCUAUCUCGCCACUCACCUCCGUCUCGCCUGGAUCGCCCGAGAGCAGUGCAAUCAAGCCUAUUGCCUCUCCCUCCUGGGUGAACAACAUCAAUGGCCAACAAGGUGCGAUAGUCGAUAUCUCGAGGCCAAGUUGGGAAACAGAUCUCAUGAAGUACCCGCUCUCUCGCUACACCGUCAGCCCGAACGGCACGGAAAUGCGGCACUACUAUAACAAUGGCGCAUGCGCUUCCGAUUGCUCCAGUAGCUCCCGAUAUUGUAGUGGCCCCAUGAGGGUCCGAGCUGACGUCACGGAGAGCAGGUUCGACAGUAUGUCCAGAAACAAAGAAGCGCAAGUGGGCAACCUGAAACUGAACUUGCCCUUGGACGAGGACGAUUACCUCAUGCCAUCGCCGCAGCAAAACAAGAAUGCGUCGACGUAUAUGGAUUUAAUUGGCGAUGGCGGAGAAGAGCAGGAGGCUAAGGAUGAUGAAGAGUACAGCGGAUUCGUGGACUCGGAGCGAUGUGUGGAUAAUCCGGAGUACCUGAUGUCCGAACAGGGGGUUCCUCCGCAAACGAUCGGGAUACCCACCGAGCCGGUGGCGCUGGAGUCUUUGGAGACUUGCGAGAGCAGCGCCGGGGAUUCGACGCCGCAGCCGGGCCCGAGCAAAUACCAGCCGCAGCGGUCGGUGGAGGAGGAAUCGAUGUCCGACCACGAGUACUACAACGACCUUCAGCGGGAACUCCAACCCCUACGACGCGACGAGACCACGGUGUAAGCGACGAGCGAACUGCUCAGUGGAAGAUCGAUGUCUUAGCGAUCACAGGUUAGGUUAACAACGCGAAUACUGUCUUCGGCAGCGAAGUGGUUUCAGUACGUAGGUGAUCGCUGGCGCGAACAGUGCUCGGAAUGGACGAUGUAAUCUCACAACUUAUGAUUGUUUUACUUAAAAAGUGCCAUUUUAUGCGAUGGCUAGGUUUUAGCUUGUUGACAAACUUUUAAUUAAAAAAAAAUUAUCGUUUUACUAGAAAUCUAUUACACAAUUUUUGUUAUUCACUUAA